Molecule: messenger RNA, 2052 nt
Organism: Penicillium longicatenatum
Lineage: Eukaryota; Fungi; Ascomycota; Eurotiomycetes; Eurotiales; Aspergillaceae
Product: patatin-like phospholipase
Exons: 3
Coding region: 1-2052 (683 amino acids)
Biological process (GO): arachidonate metabolic process
Cellular component (GO): membrane
Source: RefSeq, a predicted model, not a curated record
AUGCAGCACUCAUACGAUAUUGGUUGGCUAGAUGUGGGUAUGCAAGAAAACGGUCGGCUUGCUGUACGAGAUCAUGAUCGCCUCAGUCAGGCUGUCGCCGAGUUGCCACAUCAAGACAGCCAAUAUCCGUCGCUCUGUGCGUUUAUUGGUGGCAGUUCUAGAGAAAGCUCCCUUCAGCAAAUGUUUCCACUUAAUAAUAUUCGGAGACACACUUCAGCAGCACAUAUCAAGCUUCGAUAUGACAUUGGGUCUAUGAACACUCCCCAGCCGAUUUUAUUUGCUGACGGGGAUAUUCCGAAGGCAACACAUCUUCCUGUGAACUUACAGGCUGGAACAGGCUACCCAACAGUCUGGGACUGUCCAUCGGCUGAAAAAAUGCUGCUUGUUCUAUGGGCACGAUUGAUGUUUCUGUUCGCGGACGUUGUCUGUAUAUUCAUCGACACUCCAUCAGAUCUUGAUAUCGCCGUAAACUUUAUAGCUCGCUGCGAACAACUAAAAAGCCCAGCUCCAUGGAUCGCUACAUGCCCCAGGCUAAUUAUAGCCUUCGGAUGUGGUAUCAUGCAAGGGGAGGAAUUUCUGGGAUUAGGAACUUUGUGGGAAAAAUUACAGUCAACAGGAAUUACUAACCUGAACACCAUUUUCUCCGAUGUGCAAUCGAUCGAUGUGAUCGGUGAUCUUCUAUCUUCUACCGCGCGGCAUGACCGUGUCAAAAGGCUGAUGAUGGACCAAUUAGAUGGGAUUAGCACGAUUCGCAGGCGGUACCUAGGUCGAGCAAGUGGAAAACAUUUAGCAGCUUUAUUCCAAGCUGGGCUUCGCCAUACCGUUAUGGAUGUCGACUCUCCCUUCAACCAUUUCAUGGCGAUUAGGAAAGCACUUCCGAUGAGCCCGACGGCUGGAUUCCAGCUGAGACAUUUUCUCGAAAUGGGUAGUCAGGCGGGGCUUGAUAUGAAUGAAAUGGCCCCAUCAAUUGCAUCAGCCGUACUAAUGGACCACUACGUUCCUGGCAUGAUAAGUAAUUUACCCCCUUUCAAUAACAAAGGAAAACCUGGAAUUAAUUUCAAUAAAUUACUAGUGUCAAAUGCCCGUUUGAUCUUCCAAGCGCUGUAUCGCUCGGAUGUAUUGCAAGGAUGUCGAGCCGACUCGCUUCGCUCGGAUCUUAGCCCAGAGCAGAGCACCAAUCUGGUUGAGUCCAAACUCAUGACGAUGUUUGAAUGCCUCUCCCAAACCGAUUGCUCAUCAGCCAGUAUACGUGAGAAUCAACUGAAAUCCCAGAGCGGCCGAUUAGCGCGAAUACAAAGUACCCGCAUUUGCCUCUACUGCAUUUUUCGCUCGGCACAACAUGUUUUAGCAUGUGGGCACACGCUAUGUGAUCGUUGUGCGCAAGUCUUCGGAAUGCCGGGGGAAUGGGAUUAUCAAUUUGUCAUUAAGGGUUGCCUUUAUUGCCUCUAUCAAAGACCCUUGGUCGUCGACGUCUUACCGCCAACAAUGACACCUUCAAUUUUAGCAAUUGACGGCGGGGGUGUCAGGGGGGUUAUUCCGUUAGAGUUUCUUCUUUUAGUAGAGGAGCAAUUGGCUCCAUGCACAGUUUACGACGUGAUUGAUCUCGCAGUCGGCACAAGUUCCGGUGGUCUUAUCGCUCUAGGCAUAUUUAUUAUGCGCUGGGCAAUGCGUGACUGCUCAGAAACAUUUGAACGCUUAGCGCGUCAGAUUUUUCGAGAGAAGCGUCACUCAAGAUGGCCAUGGGCAAGCCAAGGCGAUGGUUCAGUGUUAGGGGAAAUUACUCGAUGGAUCCACUGGCUUCUCCAUGAUAGCUGUUACGACGCGCAAGUUUUUGAUACGGCACUAAGAACCGCGUUCGGUGAUCAACGUCUCAUUUUCGGAAAUAGUCGCGACGAUCCUCAGGGGCCUCUGCGCUCUGGCCCAAAAGUUGGUGUGAUCACCACGAGCAUUUCCAGGGAUACGAGCGCUUUUGUUAUCGGAAAUUUUAAUGCCGCGCAUGAUUCAGAAAGCAAUUCCGUCUGUCGAUCGGACAUUGCCCAGUCGAUACGCUAA